CAAUAAUCAGAUUACCGGUGGGCAUUCUUGUAACUCGACCUGCAACUAAUUAACAUUUUCAUUACUUGUUAAUUUCCCGGUUUUUCUUGAUAAAUCCAGAAGUGGUUUCUUCCAACAACAAACGCCAAACAAGAACAGAUUUACUUUUAGAAGCUUAAAUUACAAUUUUGUUGUUGUUUUUCGAUUAUCACAACAGCUGGCGAUAAAUGUAACAUCCGAUUAUUGAUCGAUGGGGAUGCGGCAGUCCCUCCCCCCCCCUCUGCAGUCUCUCCAGUAGUACAUGCCCGACAUUCAAACGGAAGCAGGCGCUACCAUUUUGAAACGCAGCACCGCCUAGCGCCAUGGACAAGAGCCACACAGUGAAGCUCUUUGUGGGCAACCUGGCGUUGGACACCACGCAGGAGGAGCUGUCGGCCAUCUUCGAACCCUAUGGCCAGGUGGUCAGCUGCAGCGUGCUGCGGCAGUUCGCCUUUGUGCACCUGCAGGGCGAGGGCGCCGCCGAGCGCGCCAUCCGCGAGCUCAACGGGCGGGAGUUCCGCGGUCGGAAUCUGGUGGUGGAGGAGUCGAGGGGGAGGCCGCUGCACUCCACCAAGGUGUUUGUGGGUAACCUGAGUGGCAUGUGCACCACGGAGGAUCUACAGCAGCUGUUCCAGACGUUCGGGAAAGUUCUCGAGUGCGACAAAGUCAAAGGCUACGCCUUUGUGCACAUGGAAAACAAGGAGGAUGCGCUCCAGGCCAUCGAGGCCCUGCACGGCACCUCAUUUAAGGGACGCCCCCUGUCUGUCGAGCUGUCCAAGGUCCAGCCCAGCAAGCAGGCACCUACAGGGAAAAUCCCCUGUGUGAACUGUGGGAAGCAGGGCCACUACGCGGGAGAAUGCCCCGUGGGGAAGCCGUCUCUGGAGCAGUACCAGAGUCAAGCGGCCGUCCUGGCCGCUGCUGCAGCCGCAGCCGCUGGGCUGCCCCUCCAGGUCCAGCAGAGCGUGCACAACUCGGUCUACAACACCACCUCCUUCGACCCCACGUAUGCGGCUCUCACUGGAAUCACCACCGGCACACGCACGGAUGGCAACCCGGUGAACCCGGCGGUUUAUGGUGCCCUUGCCAGCCAGGUGUAUGGCGCCAAUGUUGCCAAUCAGCUUUACGGUUCAGUGGCCAAUCAGGCGGCUCUUACGUCCGCCGCCACCCAAAUGUACAGCUCAAUGGCGCCCAACAUCUACGGCCAGGUGGCUGCUUCCCCGGCAGCCGCUGCCGCUGCUGCUGCCCAUGCCUACUCCACUCAAGUUUACACCCCAACUGUCGGCAACCACCAGGUCUACCUGACCGCUGCUCCUGGGAUCGAGAUGCCUUCGGCCGCAGCUGCAGUGAACACCGCCUACUCCGUAGCACCAGCGAUCUAUGGCGCCGCCACGCCGGCUUAUGCUCACAUCAGCGCCAUGGGAGCAGCGGACCCCACCACGGCCAUCUUUGAGGCAGCAAGACAGGCACAUUACUAUGCCCAAAGCCAGCAGGUUGUGGCCGAGCAGCAGUCGGCAGCAAAAUCUGGUGAGAGGGACCGCAGUCCCCUACGGAGGUCAACACCCCUGCUACCAGACCCUGUAUUGAAGCCGUUCAUUUACCAGAGAGCCAAGCCGCGCCGCCCGCUGCUCCCGACCCCAGCUGGUCGAGCAGCAGAAGAGGCUGAGGCUGUCGAGGACCCCAUGGCCAGGUACUAUGCUGAGUACUACCAGCAGCUGCAGCAGUACCCCCAGUUCCAGUACGCCUACCCGCCGCCGGGCGCCAUGACGGCCAUCGCCGGCAUGCCGGGAAUGUCGGCCAUGCAGAUGCCCACCAUGUCCGCGAUGUCGGCUCAGCAGGUCGCCGCGCUGGACGCCCUCAGGCCAGUGGUCCCCACCGCCGCGGCAGUGGCAGCCGCCAUGGCCGCGCCCAGGGUGUAUGAGCCGCCGUUGCCGCCGCCCACGCGCAAGGAGGCCAUCCUCCGCCGCCCCGAACUCUCCCUUCACACGCCUGAGCCCCCCUUCCGAUAGCCACACGCAACUCUCUGCCCCCUCCCAUCCCUCCCUCUCUGCCCUGAACACCCCCACACAUUUCCUCCUCCUCCUCCUCCUUCUCCUCCUCCUCCCCAAACUCGACCACCUUACAGCAGCUGUAUACGUGUGUGUGUGAAUGUACGAGUGUGCGUCGGGAUGUGGGGUCGGGUUUGGAAACUUCUCCCUGGGUUUAUUAACCUGCUCUAUGAGGGAAUUGGCGAGCUGACCUGGGUCUUGUUCGCACACACGCAGUGCAGCCAUGGAAAGCUCUCGUCUGUUGUACGGGCAUUAUUUCCGCUUCUCCGUUUUUUUUUUUGUGUGUGUGUGUGUUUCCUUUAUCGUGCCAGUCACACACUUGUGCCAGUAUUAGACCGACCCUGUCGGUUGUUUCCAUAUGCCUUUAUUUCUUCAAGCCAGUUUUGAUUUUUCUACGGCCAAAUCUACGACACAUUGGUUUUGGAAUCAGUCAUCCCUUCCUCACUCGGGUUCCGGGUCAGACUCUCCACGUUCACGCAGUCACACUCCAGUCUCAUUCUUCCCGGAGCACGGCAUUAUUUCCCAGUCCAAUUGGUGGUUUGUUUGGCAAUAAUAAUAAUAAUUUAGAAAAAAAAAAAGAUGGUAACCAUGGAAACUUGCUCCAGUUUAUAUGAGGAAGCCCACUGGUUUCUAAACAUUUACAGAGAACAUGAAAGAACAGAAACGAGGGCACAUCUCCUGCAACGUGAGAUGGAGUACGGCCCUCGUUGGAAUGCGAACAGAACCACGGGGAUGUACAGUAAGUGGCUCUCGACGGAUGCGGGACGUGGCGAGUGUGACCCGGCUCCCCUUUCGGGCCUAGAUGAUCAGUCAGGGCAGCUAAUUUGAAACCUUUUUUGCCUUAUGAUUUCUAAUGUAAUCAGAUGGGACGUUCAGAAAAAAAGAAAAACCACAUUGUUUACUGGCUGCACUGCAAUGUGUCCCAACAGGAUCGAGGUUGACGUGCUUUGCGCGGGUGGGUGGGUUGGGGGGGCGUUUGUUUUGAAUGUGAUGUGGAUGCGGUAUGUCUGUGAGAGAAGUGCGGGCUCCUGACCCUGGCAGCACACAAACGCAGCAGCUUCGACUGCGCCUUUGCAGAAAACAAACAAACACGUGAAGCACACAUAAUACGUACUGUACUGUAUGUUUGGAUCUCUCCUUGACCUCCCCCCCGUUUUCUGAUUCCCUUCCUCCUCUUCCUCCUCCUCGCUGAAAGACACUGCUUCACCUUUCCAACGACAGCCGCCUACCUCUCUGUCAAUUUAACUCUGUCGUAAUGUGUUCUGUCUCACACCACUUCUCACCCAGUCAGCCGUUUAUCUUAUUUUUUCUCUGCUCCUCAAAAAAAAAGGUACGAGGUCAGCAGCGGGCGGGGGGUUUUUUUUUUUUUACGGAGGAGCCAGGGUUUUCAGCGACAGUAACGUUUGUAGAUAAUCCUCCACGUCCAGAGGCCUUUCUUUUUAAAGCAGUGCGCGUGUGUGUUUUUUGUUCCGUGUCCUGUAGUUUACAUGUAAUACAAGUCAAAAAACGGGGUUUUAAUGAACUGUAAAUAGGAGAGGGGGGGGGAGGAGGAGGAUGUGCCUCCCCUCCUGCGUGACUACUGAAUGAGCUGUUUACAACGGAUCAUCCGCAUCCUACGAUAGGAAUCACAAUAGUAUGUGACGAGCUUAAUUAUGUGCCUAUGAGCUUUGAAAGAAGUGCAUUACGUGGAGCAAUCUCCCAUUUUUAAGUGCUUUUGAUAUUACUUUUCAAUCGUUUCAAGGGAAUUCCUUGACAAUUUGUAUGACUUUAGGCCCCCAUUCAGACCUGCCGUUAACAUCCCUCCUGAAUACGUCUUUAAAUCUUGAUUUAAAAAAAAAACACACUCAGAUGUGGGUUGGGGGGGACACGUGUUCAGAUUCUUGAGCAUGCAUGAAUGUAGUUUGGUCAUCGGGACGGAUUAGAGUCCGCCUCCUCCGCUGAAGCCAUUUGAUCGGCGGCCGUUUCUCACACUAAUUAGCGUUCGCGUGUUGAUUUAUUUGUAGCCUCUGCCACAGUUUUAACGCGGACGGCCGUGGGAUUUCUUUUCUUUUCUUUGACUGGCUUGAGCUCCUCUCGUGUCCUUCUUUUCUCUCUAAUGAUGCCCACAGCAAAAGCAUCCAGGACACAUUUUUUUUUUGAUACCAGGUCUGAACGGGGGCCUUAGUUUCAUAUCAAAGUGUUUAAAUAAAAAGCCACAAAUCGGGCCUCACAGGUUCUGGUUAUAAAGCAGAAGUAAUAGCACCAAUGAUGUGAGAGAUGGGGCAGUGUCUUCCAGUUGCCCCCCUUCUUUCUUCUCCCCCCAAAAAUCCUCCUUUUUUUCCCCCCUAUCUACCAGACCUGCGUCGGAUUGUAAUUGCCAAAACGUUUUGUUGUCCGUCUUUGAAACGGGGAUUGUUUUAUCCGAUCGGUGGUGUUUGUCAAAGCUUGCCUCACGAAAACUCCACCUAUCUGCUUCUACAAUCACUCUUUUAUUUGUGCAGCUACUAUUUGACAACGGUCUGAUGCACACACAACCCCCCCCUCACUCUUCCUUUCUGAACUCCCCCUCCCCCUCUCCCCCUGUGGUUUUUAGUGCUUCAGUGACUUUCGCAUUUCACAGUGUAAUCUUUCUGUGUCGUAUAUACAAACACAUACCAGUUGCAUCCUUUGUAGAACUACGUGGUUUGCGGAAAAAUGUCUUGUUUGCCAUGUUUGAAAACCAUAUUUUAUAGAGAAGUAUUUUAAUUUUGCCUCUUUUUUCUUUUUUUUUUUUUUAGGAAAAGUCAAAAUAAUUUUAAAAAAAAUAGGAAAGAAAAGGAAAAACAAAAAAACGCAUGCUUUUUAUGGAGAAUAAUGUAUACUACUACACACCUUAUUAUAAUAAAGAAUGUUUGGCUGACUAUUGUGACAAAAAGACAGCAAAGGGUUUGGACAUUUCCCCUUCUUCUUCUUGUUUAUGUUGUUCUUCUCUACUAUUCUGUUUCUCUUGUGUAAAAUGACCACCAGACCCAUUUGACUGGGGACCCGGGGUGGAGACAGGUGUAGAUGUUGGCCGCAGCUUUGCUCUCUUUGGUCGGGGUAAGUGCGGGUUGGUGCUCCUUUCUCUCCCCAGCCUCUCAUGAUGUUUGCAAACUGGCAUUCAUGCGAGAGAAAGAAAAAAAAAAAAAGGUUUGCAUUUCAGUGGUGAAUUCUGGCAAUCAAAGGUGUCCUUUAAUACUUUUAUUUUCAUGCAAAAAAAAAAAAAAAAAAAAAGGACAAAAAUCACGUUGAGAGCUGGGGAGAGGCACACAGAUGGAAUGGCUUGGGUGCAUUUUGAUCUGUGGAGCCGUCCUGUUCCUGGGGGUUGAUGGGUGUGCGUCUGGUCUGGUCUGGUCUCCUCCCUGCUCCACCAAAUCCCGCCCUCUCCCUCCCUCCCUCCCUCUUCUCGUGUGUCUUUGUGUCCACUCUACUCUCAGACCUGCAUGUGUGAUCAUCUGUAACUCUGCCGCAAAAAAAAACAAAAA
Messenger RNA from Solea solea (common sole), 5545 nucleotides. RefSeq names its product RNA binding motif protein 14b (gene rbm14b). Gene Ontology annotation, cellular component: cytosol. Lineage: Eukaryota; Metazoa; Chordata; Actinopteri; Pleuronectiformes; Soleidae. Bases 342 to 2024 code for a protein of 560 amino acids. The transcript is spliced from 4 exons. Gene Ontology annotation, molecular function: zinc ion binding; mRNA binding. The record is from RefSeq and is a predicted model, not a curated record.